Phacochoerus africanus (Common warthog) is the source of this 2525-nucleotide messenger RNA. It is a transcript of the gene FA2H, whose product is annotated as fatty acid 2-hydroxylase. Gene Ontology annotation, biological process: lipid biosynthetic process; fatty acid metabolic process. The record is from RefSeq and is a predicted model, not a curated record. NCBI's taxonomy places the organism in Eukaryota, Metazoa, Chordata, Mammalia, Artiodactyla, Suidae. Gene Ontology annotation, molecular function: iron ion binding; fatty acid 2-hydroxylase activity; heme binding. The coding region runs from base 92 to 1210 and encodes 372 amino acids. Gene Ontology annotation, cellular component: membrane; endoplasmic reticulum. The transcript is spliced from 7 exons.
AGGCGGCCGCGGCUCAGGGGAUGUUAGAGGCGCGCUGGGCGGCCGCCGAGCAGACGCCCGGGCUUCGAGCUGCGAGCUCCGGUCUCCCGUCAUGGCCCCCGCUCGGCCUCCCGCCGCCUCCUUCUCACCCGCCGAGGUCCAGCGGCGCCUGGCGGCGGGCGCCUGCUGGGUCCGCUGCGGGGCCCGCCUCUACGACCUCACCGACUUCGUGCGGCACCACCCGGGGGGCGAACAGCUGCUCCGGGCAAGGGCUGGUCAGGAUGUUAGCGCCGACCUGGAUGGGCCACCGCACCGACACUCGGCCAACGCGCGCCGCUGGCUCGAGCAGUACUACGUGGGCAACCUGCAAGGAGACCCUCAGGGUUACGUGGAGAAUGAGCCUGUGGCCUCUGUGAGCACUCAGAAGGCAGACCCUGCGAUGGAGCCAAAGUUCAAAGCGGUGGACUGGGACAAGGACCUGGUAGACUGGCGGAAGCCCCUCUUGUGGCAGGUUGGCCACUUGGGAGAGAAGUAUGAUGAAUGGGUCCACCAGCCGGUGACCAGGCCCAUCCGCCUCUUCCAGUCUGACCUCAUCGAGGCCCUCAGCAAGACUGUCUGGUACAGCGUGCCCAUCAUCUGGAUUCCCCUGAUGCUGUACCUCAGUUGGUCCUACUACCAAACCCUCGCCCAGGGCAAUGUCCGACUCUUCACAUCCUUCACCACAGAGUACUCGGUAGCCAUGCCCGAGUCCGUGUUCCCGGGCCUCUUCGUGCUGGGGAUGCUCCUCUGGAGCCUCGUCGAGUACCUCAUCCACCGCUUCCUCUUCCACAUGAAGCCCCCCAGCAACAGCUAUUACCUCAUCAUGCUGCACUUCGUCCUGCACGGCCAGCACCACAAGGCCCCCUUCGACGAGUCCCGCCUGGUCUUCCCCCCGGUGCCGGCCUCUCUGGUGAUCGGCUUCUUCUACGCCUUCCUCCGGCUCAUCCUGCCCGAGGCGGUGGGGGGCACCGUGUUUGCGGGGGGCCUGCUGGGCUACGUCAUCUACGACAUGAUCCACUACUACCUGCACUUCGGCUCCCCGCACAAGGGCUCCUACCUGUACAGCCUGAAGGCCUAUCACGUCAAGCACCACUUUGCACAUCAACGGUCAGGAUUCGGCAUCAGCUCUAAAUUUUGGGAUCACUUUUUCCAUACCCUCAUACCCGAAGAGCCCCACCCGAAGACGCAGUGACCACACCCAGCCCCACCAUGGCCCCUGCCCCUACCCCGCUCCCCCGACCCCAGAUCCUGCAGAGAAGGUUGGCUUGGCCAGGCAGGACGGGCUUGGUCCAACCCUCGGGCGUGGUGGAGGAUGCUGGGGAAACCCUCAAGACCGAGGCUGACCCUGAGACCAACCCCCACCCACGACCCGGCACAGGAGGGUCAUGUCUGCUUGGUGGCCCCGCGGCCCGCAAGGACUAGCUCUUUCCUGGACCACCCCAGCCUCUCCACCCGCAUCCCUGCCCAGAGCCUUAGCCCACAGGGCCUGGCCAGCGGGGACUUUGCUGAGGGGAAUGAAGGAAACUGACCCCUGGGACCAGGCCUGUGUCCUGCCUACGUUCUAGCACCUUGGGCUCCCCAGGAGCCGCCAGUGUUCACAGCAAAGCACGGGGUCUGCAGGGCUGUGGCCCUCGUCUUCCCCCACCCUUCCUGGGGACGCUUGGUGGCUCUGGCUGUUCUCCCGAGGACUGGAGACCACAGAGGUGGAUGAAGCGCUCUUGGAAGAAGAGACAGCCUGAUGCCUCCCACAGGCCCACCCCGAUCCCGGGGCAGCGCCUUUAUCCCGUGCCAGUGACACAUGCCAGCUGUAUACCGCCAGGGGCCUUGGCCGUGACCCAUCCAGCACCCACAUGCCCACCCUCACCUGUCUGUGCAGGUGCGCCCAGGGGUGCUGACCAAAGCCUCAAGGAUGCACCUUUCUUGAGGAGCCGCCAGAGCUCUUCCCCAAGGGAGGCUAAAGAGACCUGUCUGUGGGCGGCAGCCCCUCGCAGCCCCGGCCAUCCCUGCCCUCCCCCGGCAUAGGUGGGCCCCAACCCGCCUCACUCAGGACCCUUCCAGCCCGUGCCUCUCUCCUUAAGCCGAGAAGGAGCCUUGAUUCGGUGCCUUAUCUCAGCCCCACCCGCAGCGGGUGAGACGCCCAGCCUUCCUCCUCGUAACCAAAACCUCACUGCUCAUUAAAGGGUCUUAUUUAUAAACUAUAAAUACCGUUAGUCGGGCCCCCAGACCAAGUAGCUGCUCAUAUUGCCCUCUCUAAUCCUACAUGUGGAGCGUAUGUAAAAAAAUUUUGUCUUAUUUUUGUUCCCGUCUUACCCACAAACCGUUACUACUUGAAACUUUUGAAAAACUCGAUGUGUGUAAAGGCUAAAGGGAAGCAGUUUGACCCAUCCUGUGAUUUGUACUGUUUACUGCGGAGUUAUUUAAAGAUUUUGGAAUAAAUAUACAAACUACAGUUGUGAAAUAAAGGUGUAAAUAAAUUGUAUAUUUUGAAAAAUAAAAACAUUGGAAAA